GGCAUUUUAGAACUCUCUCUCUCUCUCCCCCUCUCUCUCUCUUUCUCCUCAUAGAAGCAUGCAAACCCUGAACGAUGACAUAGUUCCCACUUCUACCGCUCCCAAUUCACUUAACUCUCAUGCCGUCACGUCUCUCUCUCCCUCAGUUCCCACCCGACCUUUAACUUUUCACGUUCAUGGCGGUCUCAGACGUCGAUGCAAUGCUGGAUUUCUUGAGGAAAAAUGGGUUCUCGUAUGCCGAAUCGUCUCUCAAAGAGGAAAUGAUUGAAAAGGAUGAACUGGGUUCCUUUGAUUUCGAGAAAUUCUUCUUCCCAAUGGUUCCCCCGCCCCCACCGGUGAGAAUUCCUUCGACUCUCCGGCGAUCGGAGGUUGAGGGUGAAGGUGAAUCUUCGCGAUCGAACUCUACUUUCGAGGACGAUGAGUUUGUGAGCUUCGGGUCUUCCUCUUCAGAUAUGUGUUCUUCAGAGUUCAUAAAUCCAUAUGAAAUUCGGUCAAAAUCUCAGGAUAAUUCUGAAGCUUCAUCAGAGAAUUUAUCUCCGUUUGGCACAGCACGCGAUUAUCAUGACUUUGACAUUCAGAAUGACCUAUUCUGUUGUGAUGAGAAAGAUGAUGGCGACUUCAUGACUCCCUACUUUGAAGGACUGGACUUCUUUGAAUGUCCAAGCGAGGAUAAGUUUGUCAUGACAUCGGAGAAUAAGAAGAAACAAGAGAACCCACUGGAAGAGAAAUGUCUUUUUUACAUUGAUUCCUUGAAUGACGAGAAUGUGGUUCAUAUGGUGGAUAAUGAUAAUUUUGAUAGAAAUAAUGACCCUGGAGGAGGCAUUCAGGGAAAGUCCAAAGGUGUUUCUGCUCAUGGUUGUGCAACACCCUUUUGCAAAUGUUGUAUGGCACCUGGAGGAUUUAAUGAUAAUGACAACUACCUGAGCACUAAAAAAAAUGAUUGGAGUGAUUAUGCGUUAAAAGUCACGGGGGACAUUACCUCCUAUUGUGAAACUUCUGCACAAGAUAAAACAAAGAAGACUAGCUACUCUGCUAAACGGGGUCCCUCAAAUGACUUGGUUGAAGGAUUUAAGAGUUGCCCUGACUUAAAUAUGGAGGUUUCUGAGAAAGAUUUCAUACCCAAUGGAAUUGACAGCUAUGAAGUUGGAGAUGGUGGAAAGUCAAAUGCAGAAUCCCAAAAGCCUGCUGCUUCUACAGAGGAGGAGGACUUUAUUGACGAGCUUUUAAUGUAUGCUACUCAUGAGGAUGAAUAUGAAGUAUUUGACUUAAGAAUCAUACACAGAAAAAACAGGACUGGAUUCGAAGAAAACAAGGAUCUGCCGAUUGUGCUGAAUACUGUUGUUGCAGGCAGAUAUUAUAUAACAGAGUAUCUGGGUUCGGCUGCUUUCAGUAAGGUUGUUCAGGCCCAUGAUCUUCACACAGGAAUGGAUGUUUGCCUGAAGAUCAUAAAAAAUAACAAAGAUUUCUUCGAUCAGAGUUUGGAUGAGAUCAAACUUUUAAAGCUGGUCAACAAGCAUGACCCAACUGAUGAACGGCACAUUUUGCGUCUUUAUGACUUCUUUUAUCAUCGAGAACAUCUCAUCAUUGUUUGUGAACUCCUCCGGACAAACUUAUAUGAAUUUCAGCAAUUCAUUCAAGAAUCUGGUGGAGAAGCUUACUUUACCUUGAGCAGACUGCAGGUCAUAACUCGUCAAUGUUUGGAGGCAUUGGAAUACUUGCAUCACUUGGGAAUUGUUCACUGUGAUCUAAAGCCAGAGAACAUUCUUAUCAAAAGUUACAAAAGAUGCGAGGUAAAGGUUAUCGAUCUUGGAAGCAGUUGCUUUGAGACGGACAACUUAUGCCUAUAUGUACAAUCACGUUCCUAUCGAGCUCCUGAAGUAAUCCUAGGCCUUCCAUAUGACCAAAGGAUUGACAUCUGGUCUCUUGGCUGUAUCUUGGCUGAGUUAUGCUCUGGUGAAGUGCUGUUUCCAAAUGAUUCGAUUGUAAUGAUCCUGGCACGCAUGAUUGGGAUGCUGGGCCCCAUUGAUCAGGAGAUGUUGGUGCAGGGUCAGGAGACACAUAAGUAUUUCACGGAAGAAUAUGAUCUCUAUUGUAUAAACGAGGAGACAGACCAACUGGAAUACAUAAUCCCCGAGUCAUCCUCGUUGGAGCAUCGUCUGCAGGUUAAUGAUAUUGGCUUUAUCGACUUUGUGAAAAACUUGCUCGAAAUCAAUCCACAGAGGCGCCCGACAGCAAUCGAGGCACUAGAGCACCCAUGGCUCUCCCACAUGUACUAGUCCAGUUCUUGCUACAUUUUUGUUGGACUUUCCUUUCUUGUGGGAUUGUUUCUCAGUUUGUCACAUUAGCCAAACUGCCAUGACCUUGAGCGUAAGGAUGGAAUGCAUUUCCCAAUUUGGUUCUGGUUGCA
Messenger RNA from Juglans regia (Persian walnut), 2407 nucleotides. RefSeq names its product dual specificity tyrosine-phosphorylation-regulated kinase 2-like. Gene Ontology annotation, cellular component: cytoplasm. The coding region runs from base 177 to 2276 and encodes 699 amino acids. Gene Ontology annotation, molecular function: ATP binding; protein tyrosine kinase activity; protein serine/threonine kinase activity. The record is from RefSeq and is a predicted model, not a curated record. Gene Ontology annotation, biological process: peptidyl-serine phosphorylation; peptidyl-threonine phosphorylation. Lineage: Eukaryota; Viridiplantae; Streptophyta; Magnoliopsida; Fagales; Juglandaceae. The transcript has 7 exons.